CUCUCGCAUUAAGUAUUUUGCGUUGCGGUCCCAGCACACACGGAUGGUUCGCUGCAUUUACUACUACGAUUGAAAACGCAUCACACAACACCAUCCCCCGGUCGUGUCGAGUUUUCCUUCGUUGCUUUUACCCCUUCGGUGCGGCGCACAGCAUUAGCUUUUCCUCGGUUCCGCAUUUUCCGUGUCGUUUGCGUGUGUGUGUGUGUAUCGGUGUGUCUAAGUGUUCCUUUUUUUCGUUCCAUUGCUCAAAAAGUGCAAAGUAAAACAUGGCUGCUGAACCGAUCCGCGUUGUCGUCACUGGUGCCGCCGGCCAGAUCGCCUACUCGUUGCUGUACAUGGUGGCGAAGGGCGACGUGUUCGGGCCGAACCAGCCGCUCAUCCUGCACCUGCUCGACAUUCCGCCGAUGAUGGGCGUGCUGGAGGGAGUCGUGAUGGAGCUGGACGACUGUGCCCUGCCGCUGCUGGUGCGCGUCGUGCCGACGGCCGAUCCGGCGGUCGCUUUUAAGGAUGUGGAUGCCGCCUUCCUGGUCGGUGCGAUGCCGCGCAAGCAGGGCAUGGAGCGCAAGGAUCUGCUGUCCGCCAACGUGAAGAUCUUCAAGGUUCAGGGCGAAGCGCUCGACAAGUACGCCAAGAAGGACGUGAAAGUGCUGGUGGUGGGCAAUCCGGCCAACACGAACGCGCUCGUCUGCUCGCACUACGCGCCCUCGAUCCCGAAGGCGAACUUUACCGCGAUGACGCGGCUCGACCAGAACCGUGCCCAGGCCCAGAUUGCGGGCCGGCUCGGCGUCGGCAUCACCAAGGUGAAGAACGUCAUCAUCUGGGGCAACCAUUCGGCGACGCAGGUGCCGGACGCCCGGAACGCCUCGGUCGAGGUGGACGGCGCCACGAAAACUGUCCCCGAAGCCGUUGCGGACGAUGAGUUCUUGAAGCAACAGUUCCUCGAGACGGUACAGAAGCGCGGUGCCGCCGUCAUUGCGGCACGCAAAAUGUCCUCCGCCAUGUCGGCGGCCAAGGCGGCCAGCGACCACAUGCGCGACUGGUUUGCGGGUACGCGCGACGGCGAGUACGUGUCGAUGGGCGUCAUCUCCGACGGCAGCUACGGGGCGCCGAAGGACAUCGUGUUUUCGUUCCCGGUGCAGAUCCAGAACCGCCAGUGGAAGAUCGUGCAGGGCCUGUCGGUGGACGAGUUUACGCGCAGCAAGCUGGACGUUACCGCGAAGGAGCUGCUGGAGGAGAAGGAGGAAGCGAUGGCGGUGUGUGCCGCGGAUUGACUAGUUAAGCUGUAAGGCAGAAUUUUGUAGGAAUUCGAUCCAACAGUAAGAAGCGAACAACAACACGUGCGCGAAGAUCAAUUACCCAACCAGUUACGUUAUUUUUGUUUUGCGUUUUGCCAGCUAAAUAUCAUUGCGGCAAAUAAGAAAGAGAAAGAGAGUAGGAGAGUUAAGUAAAAAAAGAACGCCACCACACUGUGCUUUAUAGAGAAGAAGUGAAGGAGAAAAUGCAUUGUACUGUGUUGUGUGUUUUUGAUUUCCAUUGGUUUUCUUCGAUUCUUCAAAAUUUUGUUUUACAGUUUUGUUUUUAUAUAAAGCGGGAAAGGACAGGCGGCGAGCGCGCGAGCGCGUGUGUGUGUGGGUGUGGGAAGUGUAUUCGUCCACCCUGCUCCCUCUUUUCCCUCAUCCGGAACCCGUACACCUGAUAGAGAGUUGCUUCCAUCAACAAUAUAUACGGUUGGCCUAUUAGUAUGAACGUGCAUCUACGGCAGAUGUUGUUUUUUGUAGAGAAAUAGAUGAACAGAAGAAGAAAAAACAAACGUUGAAACUCUAAACAUAUGCAAAAAAAAUCAAUUAGUGCAAGGUAGACCAAUUGUUAACUCUGUAGAGGCGUGUGUAGGACACCACAAAGCUAAAGGGGGAUAAUUCUCGAACAAAGAAUUAAUUCAAUAAACGAUAAAGGAAUAUA
Molecule: messenger RNA, 1959 nt
Organism: Anopheles arabiensis
Lineage: Eukaryota; Metazoa; Arthropoda; Insecta; Diptera; Culicidae
Gene: Mdh1
Product: malate dehydrogenase, cytoplasmic
Exons: 3
Coding region: 267-1271 (334 amino acids)
Biological process (GO): malate metabolic process; tricarboxylic acid cycle; oxaloacetate metabolic process
Cellular component (GO): cytosol; mitochondrion
Molecular function (GO): L-malate dehydrogenase (NAD+) activity
Source: RefSeq, a predicted model, not a curated record